Molecule: messenger RNA, 745 nt
Organism: Owenia fusiformis
Lineage: Eukaryota; Metazoa; Annelida; Polychaeta; Sabellida; Oweniidae
Source: the annotation of a GenBank genome assembly
GACAGGAUUUGUAAUUCUUUUAAUAUAAGAAGAGAUGUAAAAGUUUGCGAGUUAAAUGGAGAAAACUCCGGGCUAAUUGUAAAAAGUAAUCUUUCAGACCAUUUUUGUCUUGGGCCAGAUUCAUCUGCAUGCAUCAAAAAUCCAACAACGAUCUUAGACGAACAGUCGACGACGCCCAUGCCAGGCAUCUGCACACACAUGCUGAUAUCUGGGGACAUUUAUUACGUUAAGGAUGAAAACAUUACUGCAUCUGGGGCUCGUGAUAACGAUCACCUCCCGGAAAAAUCUAGACUAGAUUCAUCAGGUGUCUGGUCUCCUAGUGCAAAUGAUGUUAACCAGUGGAUACAAGCAGACCUUGGUGAAGUCAUGAUUGUAACAGAGGUGGUAACUCAAGGGCGGCAAGACUCUAAUGAAAUGGUUUCCUCAUAUAAACUCCUGUAUGGUGAAACUGAUGAUAAUUUGGAAGAGUAUGGUCAGAUCUUACCGGGAGGUACAGAUAUAAACGACCGUAUUGCGAACUUGAUAGAACCACCUGUGUUGGCCAGUUCGAUGUCGUCGGAUGCCCUAAAUAGAAUAAAGAUGCAGUUUUGUUACAGAUGCCACAAGUGCAAAUGAAUCUAAGUAUGACAUCAAUUGGUCUAAACAGGAACAACAUGCAAACGAUUUAUUGUUAUGGGUGAGGUUUUACAGAAGUUGUGACACCAUAACAAUACAGUUUUUAUGCGUAUCGAAUCCACACUUUGAC